This is a messenger RNA of Lates calcarifer (barramundi perch), 1565 nucleotides long. RefSeq names its product proline rich 15 like a (gene prr15la). The transcript has 3 exons. Bases 626 to 1003 code for a protein of 125 amino acids. NCBI's taxonomy places the organism in Eukaryota, Metazoa, Chordata, Actinopteri, Centropomidae. The record is from RefSeq and is a predicted model, not a curated record.
GAUAGAAGGAGGAAGUAUGGAGAGUAAUGUGUGAGAAUAAAUGACAGAACAGAGGGAUGGUAAUUUUGCUGUGGCCUAUCAACAACUCAUCACUUCACUCCAAAUGUAACUUCACUUUAACCUUUGGUUUUAGUGUAGCUGUGGAUGAAGACAAUGGAUUAUGGACUCUCCACUGUGAAGAACUGGCCAUUACAUGCUCAGGUGAGACUUCAGUUUUCCUGGCACUUUGCUUAGGCAGUUUAUUAUUAACUGGCUCCAUGUAAGCACAGACUUCUGAAACCCAUUUCCAGUCUCUUAGAGAAGUGAAACAGAGGCCAACAGGACAGUAAGAAAUGACUGCAAUCUCACUAUGAGACUAGAAGACUGAAUUCAGGAGUUUUGCAGAGAAGAGACUGAAAACUGAUCCAGAAACAUAUUAAACUCUACCACAGCUGGAGGGAGACAGCAGCAGGCUCCACAAUCAUUUCAAAUAGGUAUGCAGCCUCUGUGGACAGCUGCAUAAACACAUCCACCCUGAAGAUUACUGUGGACCACCAAGGCUACCUGUGACUCCACCUUGAUAACUUUGUAUUGGCCAAGCGAAACUGCUUAGUAUUUCUCUUAACGGUCCUACCAUUCACUCAUCAUGACGGAGCCAUCUUCAGGCUGGUGGAAGCUGACUUUCCUGAGGAGAAAAAAAUCCCAGCCUAAGGUUCUGUAUGAGAUCCCUGCAGAGAUUGUUUCCAAUGCCUCUAUUGGCCAGCACGGGUCAGGGGCAGCAACCAGAGCCACCAUCCACACAGAAGUCAGUGUGCAUGACUCCCAGUUGGACGCCAGACUGGAAAAGAUUGUGGAUAAAACGACAGCCAGCAAGGGACGCCAUGUCAAGGUGUCCCACUCUGGAAGGUUUAAGGAGAAGAAGAAAGUGCGCUCCACACUGGCAGAGAAUGCAGACAUGUUUCCAGGAGGUGACUCUGCGAUGGACGAGAAUCAGACAGGACACACAAAUACUCAAACUCAAUGACACACACAUUCAAAGUGGCUGUUUAACUUUCUGUGUUUAUGGCUCUGUCAGUUUAUGAAGCCAUGAAAUCCACAUCUGGAAAACUUCUCAGCCUUAAUGUCUUCUUAGGAGAACAAACACAGUUGUUACUAGGAAACCCAGGAUAAGUGUAGAGAGUUGACGUUUGUAACCACACAUAAAUAAUUAAAAGCCACUGUUAACUUUUUUCUUAUAGCGGCUGCUGUAAUGGCAUCUUGAGGCAUUUCCAUGCUGUUUUCAGCUGUGGUCGUCUCUGCUUCACACACUCCUGAUAAUAGGACAACAGUGGCUGCAGGGACUGAUCCCACAACCUUCACUGUCAAAAUCUUCAGUAGCUGUUUUUAGAUGCACUGGGAUCAAACCAGUGACCUUUUAAUCACUGGGUCAUUUUGACUGCACCUCUAGAGCUCUGGUGUGAUUGCAACUGAACAAUCAUGUACAGUAUCUUAAAGUCAGGGAUUAGAUUAGUUAUAUGGUUUAGGUGUAUGUUUUGUUAUAACAAACCUUUAACCAACCAUGAUUUGUGAUAUCUGUGGCAAAUGUG